AUGGAAACAGCAAGUAAUACAGUGGAAGAAGCGGAUACAGUAAAACAUAAAGUAAAACAGCGUAAAUGCGGCUCAACCACCUAUAUAAGACUCUUAACGAAGGGUGAAGAAGUUCCUAUUAUGAGUCAGAAUGAUGUCUACUCCAUCUUUUUCAUCGUCACUGGUAAAGGCAAAAAGUCUCCCAGUUAUAUUCAACAAUACUUUGUUGAGUUUUGCAAUGAAUGUGAAAUUGAUGACACAAUACUACGAUCCUUCAAGACUGAAGCUGAAGCUGAAACAGAAAUUCGUAUGGCCGUCAUCUGUCGAAAAAAAUCAACAUUUUGA
Cokeromyces recurvatus is the source of this 324-nucleotide messenger RNA. RefSeq lists its product as uncharacterized. The coding region runs from base 1 to 324 and encodes 107 amino acids. Lineage: Eukaryota; Fungi; Mucoromycota; Mucoromycetes; Mucorales; Mucoraceae. The transcript has 3 exons. The record is from RefSeq and is a predicted model, not a curated record.